CAGGCCAUCAGCCAAGCCAGCCAAGUGCCAACCUUUACUCGCGAAUGUGAUCGAUAGCGGGGUGUACGAGUACUUAGAUUGUGCGUGCUGGUUAGCGUUCGGUGGGUUCAAAUAUGGCUCUGUUCAAGAUCACAACUUCAAAAUUAGUAGAAAUACAGAAAAUAUGCCCAACGGCAACCAUCGUGCUCCGCAACCUGAGUGCGGAGAACACGAACCUCAAGAGCGUUCUUCAAGAAAAGAUUCCUAAGGAACAAGAGAAGAUCCGCGAAUUCCGCAAGAAACAUGGCGCCACCAAAGUUGGAGAGGUCACCGUUGACAUGAUGUACGGUGGCAUGCGCGGUAUCAAGGGUUUGAUCUGCGAGACCUCUGUCCUGGACGCCGACGAGGGCAUCCGGUUCCGUGGCAUGUCGAUUCCCGAGUGCCAGAAGCAGCUGCCCAAAGCGAAGGGCGGUGAGGAGCCUCUGCCCGAGGGUCUGUUCUGGCUGCUGAUGACCGGGGAAGUGCCCACCGACGCACAAGUGCAUGCUGUCUCCAAGGAAUGGGCCCAGAGGGCUGAGCUACCAGCGCACGUGGUGACGAUGCUGAACAACAUGCCCAACAAGCUGCACCCGAUGUCGCAGUUCUCGGCCGCCGUCACCGCUCUCAACAGCGAGUCCAAGUUCGCGCAGGCCUACUCGGAGGGCGUGCACAAGUCUAAGUACUGGGAGUACGUGUACGAAGACGCGAUGAACCUGAUCGCCAAGCUGCCGGUGAUCGCGGCGACGAUAUACCGCAACGUGUACCGCGACGGCAAGGGCAUCGGCGCGAUCGACGAGGCGAAGGACUGGUCGGCGAACUACUGCACCAUGCUCGGCUUCGACGACCCCCAGUUCACCGAGCUGAUGCGGUUGUACCUUACCAUCCACAGUGACCACGAGGGAGGCAAUGUGUCUGCCCACACCACCCACUUGGUCGGCUCUGCCUUGAGCGACCCUUACCUGUCCUUCGCAGCCGGUCUUAAUGGUCUCGCUGGACCUCUUCACGGAUUAGCUAACCAAGAGGUUUUGAUCUGGCUGGAAAAGCUCCGCAAGCAAGUGGGUGACAACUUCACGGAAGAAGGGCUCAAGGAGUUCAUUUGGAAGACGCUCAAGUCUGGCCAAGUGGUGCCUGGAUAUGGCCACGCUGUACUCAGGAAGACUGACCCCAGAUACACCUGCCAACGCGAGUUCGCCUUGAAGCACCUGCCCAACGACCCAAUGUUCAAGCUGGUAGCAGCGGUGUACAAAGUGGUGCCCCCGAUCCUAACCGAGCUCGGCAAAGUGAAGAACCCAUGGCCCAAUGUUGACUCGCACUCUGGUGUCUUGUUGCAGUACUACGGUCUGAAGGAGAUGAACUACUACACGGUGAUGUUCGGCGUGUCGCGCGCGCUCGGCGUGCUCGCGCAGCUGGUGUGGUCGCGCGCGCUCGGCUUCCCCAUCGAGCGGCCCAAGUCGUUCAGCACGGACGCGCUCAUCAAGCAGCUCGGCUAGUCUCGUCAGCUCUCGUGUUGCGGGCGCACUGCCUGGUGGGGGGUGUGGUGCUUGUUUGGUGACGUCAUCGGGUGUUUGGUGUUUGGUGUCGAUCGGUUGGUGGGGACUGUCAGUGGAUCGAUCGGAGGUCGGCUACAGAUUUUGGAUCAAGCUGUUGAUGAUUCCAUCGUGCUGCUGAUGCGGCUCGGUUGGUGAUGGAAUUGUCAGUGGAUCAAUCGGUGAUUGGUGUUACUGGUUCAUCAAUAACAGAUUGAUUCGAUAAUUUCAUCAUGCUGCUGAUGUUGCUCGGUUGGUGAUGAAAUUGUCAGUCAAUCGGUGAUCGGUGAUUGUUGGUCUACAGAUUGAGUUGAUAAUUUCAUCAUCGAUUGUAUAAUUGUUGACAAUUUCUGAUAUGGCCGAUGGAUUACGGACAGUCAAAUGUGAUGAUGAUAUCACCAAUAAAAGCACCAUCCCUAACGUAUUUAGUAUUGAAUUAUUUCACCAACAGUGUACCCGGUAAUGUCUUAGCGAGUUUGGGUAUUCAUUUUCAUCUUAUAGCGUAAUCUGACAUUCAUGUAGCCACUGCCAGACGAACAAAUGUUGGGUUUUGGCGAUUUAAACGUUAUGCGAAAGAAGCUUUAUUGAAAUCAUAAUGAAUCAUGUUUUAUCAAUGGAAUUUAUUUUAAUAUGACUGCAUAUCGUAAUCUAAUAUUUUAAUACGAUCAUUUAAUAUUCGAUUGACUAAUGUUGAAGUUUUAAAUGCAAUGACAUAUUUAAGCGCCUGCGUGUUAAAUCGUCAUUUAGUUAAACGAAUCGUCGGGUGUAAACAUAAAUGAAUUCGUCGUUCACUUCGAAGUUAUUUUUGUUGUAGGGCAAGAUCAGUAGUAUAGCACUUCACCGCAGUCAUCACACUACAAUGUCAAUAUUUAUUUUGUUAGCGUUAAGAGUACGGAUUAUUACGUUUCGGUUUAUUGUACUUACGUCUGUGAUUAUGGGAAAGUGUUUUAGAUGUAUUUUAAGGCGUGGUUUAACCAAAAUUGAUAUGGUGUAGUGCAAUCAAGUUCCAGGCAAACCCGAGUGCAAUGCAUAUCGGUUGGGGUCCGCGUUGUUUAGUGGAUCAAUACGUAAUUUUUUGCUUUUUAUUCGUUUACAAUAGACGCGGACUCGAGAACAUCGCUAACUCAGUAUUUAUGAAUUUCAUCGUACUUAGUUUCAGACCAAAUGAAAUGCUAUAUAUGUACGUAUACACAUACGUAUGUAUAAUUUUAUACUAUUUAUUUCGCAAUGCUUGUAGUCUAAUUUAUUACCAAGUUACCAAAGUAUUGACUAUUUAUUGUAUCAUUUUGUGAGGGUAUCAUUUAAAUUUAACAGCUGUAUUAUUUCGUCAAUGUAAGGUGAUUUCACUAGUGUAGUCCACUGUAGCGGUCAGUGGUGUUGCGUAUUUGUGGACGCCGAGCGGCGAUUCUAACUGACAAUACAAUAAAAUAAAUAUAGUACAUUAGAAAA
Molecule: messenger RNA, 2993 nt
Organism: Zerene cesonia (dogface butterfly)
Lineage: Eukaryota; Metazoa; Arthropoda; Insecta; Lepidoptera; Pieridae
Gene: kdn
Product: probable citrate synthase 2, mitochondrial
Exons: 9
Coding region: 114-1508 (464 amino acids)
Biological process (GO): carbohydrate metabolic process; tricarboxylic acid cycle; citrate metabolic process
Cellular component (GO): mitochondrial matrix
Source: RefSeq, a predicted model, not a curated record